This is a messenger RNA of Pediculus humanus corporis (human body louse), 945 nucleotides long. Its product is annotated as Keratin, type II cytoskeletal, putative. The record is from RefSeq and is a predicted model, not a curated record. Lineage: Eukaryota; Metazoa; Arthropoda; Insecta; Psocodea; Pediculidae. The transcript has 6 exons. Gene Ontology annotation, biological process: non-motile cilium assembly. Gene Ontology annotation, cellular component: ciliary transition zone. Bases 1 to 945 code for a protein of 314 amino acids.
AUGGCGAACGAUCCUAAUAGAGAUUUAUUACCCGUUAAAGAAGAUACUAGUAGAGGUAGCAAAGGUUUUCUCGAAAGAAUCGACCAUCAAAUAUUAGAUAAAUUACCAAGAUGCGAAUUAGAGGAUAAAUACCUAAGACUUUCUGAUGAACAAAGGCAUUUGAAAAAGGUGUUGAAUACCCAAGAAGAAAAAAUAAAAAGGCUUGGUACAAAAUUAUUAAGACUUGUUAAUGAAAAAGGAAGUAGUAUAAAAAAUUCAGAUCAAAUUAAAGAAGUUCAAGAGUUACAAAUAAAAAUAAUUGAAUUGCAACAUGAAAAUUAUGCAUUAAAAGAUAAAAAUAUUGAUAUGGAAAAAAAUUCUCUAGAUAACAGAAAGACAAUAGUUAAGGAAAACAUUGAAAUUAUCAGAUUGCAAAGAUCUUUAAAACAACAAGCUGUUAAAAUUGCUGCUCUGCAAGCUGAAAUUAAAAAUUCUGAAGCUAAUCAAACAAUUUUGAAAGAUGAAUUGGAAAAAGCUCGUAAAGAAAGUGAUGAAGCUUUACAAAUGGUAUCUGCUAAAGAAGAUGAAAUUUUAACACUAAAUGGUAAAUUGGAAGAAAAAAAUUUAAGAAAAUUUGAAGAAGAAGAACUCCGUGAAAGAGUCAACGAUUUAAAAGAAGAAAGAGAUGCUUUAAAAGUAAGAAAUGAUUCAUUAUUGAAAGCGAUCACGGAUAGCAAAAGUGAUUCAAUUGAGGAAGCAAACGAAGUAAGAAAAUUAUUAAAUGCAGAAAGGAAAAAAAAUGAAGAUUUGCUAGCGGAAAAUUUAAAACUUUUGGGUAAAAAAUGUGAAUCUGAAGAUGAAGCAAACGACAUAAGAAAUUUAUUAAAUUCUGAAAGGAAGAUAAACGAAGUAUUAGAAGCGGAAAAUUUAAAACUCAUGGCACUCAUACAAUCAUUUUGGGUAUGA